Messenger RNA from Tremella mesenterica DSM 1558, 933 nucleotides. RefSeq lists its product as uncharacterized. The transcript has 7 exons. Gene Ontology annotation, cellular component: nucleus. Lineage: Eukaryota; Fungi; Basidiomycota; Tremellomycetes; Tremellales; Tremellaceae. Gene Ontology annotation, biological process: protein phosphorylation. The record is from RefSeq and is a predicted model, not a curated record. The annotation marks the transcript as partial. Gene Ontology annotation, molecular function: cyclin-dependent protein serine/threonine kinase activity; ATP binding.
UUUGCAGGUACAAAGAAUUUGUUGGAUUAUGAUCUUGGAGCCAAGUUGGGAGAAGGUACUUUUGGGGUGGUUACGAAAGCUAAAGAAUUGGCCACGGGGAAGACUGUAGCAUUGAAGAAACUCAUCACUCAUAAUCCUAGAGACGGGGUGUCGGUCACGACGGUCAGAGAAAUUAAGAUCAUCAAAUCACUCACACAUCCCAACGUCGUCGACAUCAUGGAUAUGGUGGUGGAGCGAAAAAAUCCGAAUGAUCGUUCUGGUAGGGGAGAAGUUUUCAUGGUGUUCCCUUAUAUGGACCAUGACCUUUGUGGUCUACUCAACAAUCCCGAUUUCAAAAUGUCACAUUCGGUCGCCAAAUUGAUCCUCAAACAGAUGUUGGAAGGUAUCGCUUACAUCCACGCUAACAACUACAUCCACCGAGAUAUCAAAACUGCCAACAUACUGGUCGAUCGUAGAGGUGCCGUCAAGAUUGCCGACUUUGGCUUGGCGCGAGCUUGGACAGAAAACAAAUUACUUCCUGCUCACAAAGCCAAGGAGUAUACAAAUAUGGUAGUCACCAGAUGGUACAGAGCGCCGGAACUGUUGUUAGGAGAUAGACGAUAUGGUCCAGCUAUUGAUAUGUGGAGUAUGGGUUGUUGCCUUGGAGAAAUGUACCUCCGCAAUCCUAUCCUUCAAGGCGAAUCAGAUCGGGAUCAAUUAUAUAGGAUCUGUGCUCGUUGUGGACCCCUCAAUCAAAGCACGUUUCCAGGAUGGGAUCGAUUGCCCGGGUUUCCAGAUAGUCAAGGUCAUCCUUGGGAUCGGACACCUGCUGAGAUUAUGGAUCGAGGUGGUGCCGAUUUGAUGAUGCGUCUCUUGACUCUCAACCCCAAGAAAAGAUUGACCGCUGUGAAGGCUUUAGACCAUCCAUGGUUCUUCAUCUCUCCAUUACCGGCC